Molecule: messenger RNA, 1910 nt
Organism: Cryptomeria japonica (Japanese cedar)
Lineage: Eukaryota; Viridiplantae; Streptophyta; Pinopsida; Cupressales; Cupressaceae
Exons: 8
Coding region: 560-1414 (284 amino acids)
Source: RefSeq, a predicted model, not a curated record
AAAUUUUUACAGCUGCUGAUUGGCUGCGAAUGAGUUACUGAAUUUGCUCUGUGCCGACAUCUAGAAAUAAACAGAAACGUAACUUUCCGAUGUAAAACAAUUUGCCGGCGUCUGAAUAUUCGAGUCAAAUUUGCACUAAAAACGAAUAAUCCGAACGAAAGUUCCGAGGCGCUAAACUUAUUGGCUAAUUAUGGUUGGAGUUUCAAUUUGCUGUACCUAAAUGUCAAACUUAAAAAGUGUACAUUGACCCUUGAUUAUAUUAAAUCCGUAGACGUCCCUUUAGCGGAAGUUAGCCAUGUAUUUUCCCUCUUCCUAUAAACGUCAAAAAACAAUCAACAUGUAUGCAGUUUAAUGCCUUUGGCAUCUACCUGGCGGUCACAGACAAGGGUGCUUGUCAAUCCCGUUACUCCUUUCACAGCUCAUACUCUCUACACCUACUGCUAAUCUUCACUGUUUCUAUUUCAUGGCCACAGGGAGAUAAAUACAAAUUGGGUGUAAGAUUUAAGGGGGAGCAUUGUUGCCCAAUAUCGUCCAUUGCCGUUGUUGUAAGAGGUAACCAAUGGGUUUGAGGCAAAGUUGUGCAAAUGGUGAGGAUUUAAAUGCACACUUGCUGAAGGAUCCUGUUUCUUUGUCUGAAGAUGAAGAAUGUGGUAUUUCUGGGAAGAUUUUAUACAGGGCAACAUUUGAUGAGCUUGAAAACAAUUAUGUGAAUUAUGACACAGUUCUAUGGGUCCUCAUAUCUUUGCUGUUGAUAUUGGCAUGGGGAGUUGGAGUACUUAUGCUUAUUUACCUUCCCAUCAGAAGAUAUAUUUUACGACAGGACAUCCACUCACGUACUCUUUAUGUGACAUCUCAUGCACUAGUCUAUAAGGUUACGAGACCCGCAUUUCUACCUUGUUUAGGCUUCACUACGAUCGAAAAACAUGUACUUCUACCACUUGUCACAGAUGUGAUCAUUGAACAAGGGUGUUUACAGGCUAUUUAUGGAAUCCACACUAUCAGAGUUGAGAAUUUGGCCUGUGGAAAGGCCACACCUGUUGACGAAUUCCAGAUUCAAGGAGUUGUGAACCCUGGACUCUUUAGGAAGGUGAUCUUAGCCGAAGCUUCAAAGUUUGGGAAGGAACCUGAGAUUUGUGGCAAAACUGUGUCUUAUAUUCUUCAUGACCAGGAUAGUGCAAUUGCUGACUUCUCUCUGGAAAAUGGUCAAAACGUCCACAGAUCACAGUCAUCAAGCAUGACGGUUCCUUAUUCAGCUCAAAAUAUUCUGACGGGGGCUGGUUCAAUAGGCUCCAGUGAUACACUGUUGCUCCAUAAACUUGAUGAAGUUGAACGUUCAGUUAAGAGGAUUGAGGCCUUGGUUGAACAUUCACUAUCUUCUGAGGCAUUGCCACGGAUGAGUGCAUCAUUGGCCUGAUGUAUAGAUAUUUGUAAAAAGCUUAUUCUUUUUAUUUUUUACAUGCAAAAUCCUUGUUUUUUAUGGGAGACCUACUGGGAUUGAUUUAUGUCCUAUACGCUGCCUAUUAUGAUACGCAGAACUCAAGUCAUGGUUUUGUGCUUUUCCCAUUUUCCAAUGCUCUGUAAAUAUUUUAUUAUAAAUGUCACCCACUCUGUACAUGCAAAGCUUUCUUACGACACAUGGGAAAUUAAUUGCAUUCCCCAUUAGUAGUGUCAUGGAAUAAUUCAAAAUUCAUAAAAGAUAUUUACAGUUGUUAAGUUAAUAGAAAAAUAAUGUCCCAUAAAACAGGAUGUAGCGAGAAGUGCAUAUGGAAAAUUUAUGCAAAAAUUAGUUUUCAUAAUGCAACUUGUAAAUUGAGUACUUGGGCUUAACAGAAAUACUUAUUGACGUCUUGACUGAGCAUUGACACAGGGAAUCCUUGUGCCAGUAUACUAUAGAACUAUAGAAAAGAUUU